AUCGGGUGCUCGUGCAGUUUUGCCAUCGACUGUCAGGUACCAUACAAAACCAAAAUGGAGGACACAGGUGCCGGCGAUGGCAGACUUCAGAAAAUGGAAGUUGAUUACAGCGAAGCUGUUGACAAGAGAAUCCCAGAAUGUCAACAGCUGGCGAAGGAUGGCAAGCUGUCUGAAGGCGUAGAGAGUCUUCUGUCUCUGGAAAAACAGACAAGAACGGCAGCCGACAUGCACUCCACUGCGCGGAUCCUGGUAGCCAUCGUCAGCAUGUGCUAUGAAGCCAAGGAGUGGGGACUGCUGAACGAGAACAUAUUACUGCUGACCAAGAGACGCAGUCAGCUCAAGCAGGCCGUAGUGAAGAUGGUGCAAGAAGCGUGCAGCUACGUCGAAAAGACGCCUGAUAUGGAGACUAAGCUGAAAUUGAUCGACACCCUCAGGACAGUCACAGCCGGCAAGAUCUAUGUGGAAAUUGAGCGAGCUCGUCUGACCAUGACCCUUGCCAAGAUCAAGGAAGGACAGGGGGACGUCACAGAGGCAGCUACCAUCUUGCAGGAACUCCAAGUUGAAACGUUUGGCUCCAUGGAGAAAAAGGAGAAAGUGGAUUUCAUUCUGGAGCAGAUGCGCCUGUGUCUGACCACCAAAGAUUUCAUCCGCACCCAGAUCAUCAGCAAGAAAAUCAGCCCCAAGUUCUUUGAGUCCAGCGAGGCCAGUGUUCAGGAGCAGAAACUAAAAUUCUAUCGUCUGAUGAUUGAAGUAGACCAGCACGAGGGUGCCUAUCUGGACAUCUGUAGACAUUACAGAGCUCUGUAUGAUACGGCCAUCAUCAAGGAAGACCCAACCAAAUGGAAGGAGAUCUCGAAGCAUGUGAUUCUCUACCUAGUGUUAGCACCCUUUGAUAACGAGCAGUCUGAUCUGAUUCACCGGGUAGCCGAGGAUAAGAAUCUGGAGGAAAUCCCCAAAUACAGAGAUCUGUUGAAAUGCUUCACCACCCAAGAGCUGAUGAGAUGGCAACAGGUGUGUGCAAUCUACGAGCAGGAGCUGAAGCACGGCUCGGCCGACAGCGCGUCCACGGACGUCUUCAGUGACAAUGAGCAGGGUAAACAGCGCUGGAAUGACCUCAGGAACAGGGUGGUGGAACAUAACAUCCGGGUGAUGGCCAAGUACUAUACACGCAUCACACUGACUAGAAUGGCGGAACUCUUGGAACUUGCUGAAAGUGAGGCCGAGGAAUUCCUAUCCAAUCUGGUCAUCAAGAAAACCAUCUACGCCAAGGUGGAUCGUCUGGACGGCAUCGUCAACUUCUCCCCUGCCAAGGAUCCCAACGAGAUCCUGAACAACUGGUCCGGCAACCUGAACGAACUGAUGCAGCUGGUCAACAAGACCACGCACCUCAUCAACAAGGAGGAGAUGCUACACCAGCUUACUCGCUAGUCAAAUUGUGAUGUCCUUGUCACUGUCAUGUUGUCAUUGUCAACUUGUCACAUGUUCUGGUCAUUUUUGGCCAGGGACAAUUUUAUAAGUGUGCAUGUACUUCAUCAACAAGGCAGAGAUGUUAUACUAGUUUACCCUUUAGUCCUGUUGCAAUGUCCUGGUCACUGUCACCUUGUCAUUGUCAACUUGUCACACGAUCUGGCCAUUAUUGGUCAGGGACAUUUUAUAAGCAUGCAUAGACCUCAUCAACAAGGACGAGAUGUUAUGCUAGUUCCCCCUUUAGUCCUGUUGCAAUGUCCUGGUCAUUGUCAUGUUAUCAUGUGUUCUGGUCUUUGCAGGACAGGAGAAUCAAAAAGUACAUGUGACUUGAAGAAAUGUCACACAGUUCACUCUUGGUGAAAUCUCCAAGUCUUAGUAAUUAUCUCAUCAGAGUCCACUUGUCAUAUGUCGUGGUCAUUGUCAGACAGGGACAUUUCUUGGUCAUUGCAAGACAAAUCUCAUCAGCAAAGAAGAGACGCUACUCAAGUUUGCAUAUCAAUCAUAUCGUAAAGACUUGCAGUAGGUCAUUUAUUCAAACUUGUUACAUUUUCAGAUCAGCUACAAGUAAAAUCGUAUUUACAAAUUA
This is a messenger RNA of Patiria miniata (bat star), 2053 nucleotides long. It is a transcript of the gene psmd12, whose product is annotated as 26S proteasome non-ATPase regulatory subunit 12-like. The transcript has 10 exons. Bases 55 to 1428 code for a protein of 457 amino acids. Lineage: Eukaryota; Metazoa; Echinodermata; Asteroidea; Valvatida; Asterinidae. Gene Ontology annotation, cellular component: proteasome regulatory particle, lid subcomplex; nuclear proteasome complex; cytoplasm. The record is from RefSeq and is a predicted model, not a curated record.